Messenger RNA from Dichomitus squalens LYAD-421 SS1, 369 nucleotides. RefSeq lists its product as uncharacterized. Lineage: Eukaryota; Fungi; Basidiomycota; Agaricomycetes; Polyporales; Polyporaceae. The coding region runs from base 1 to 369 and encodes 122 amino acids. Gene Ontology annotation, molecular function: catalytic activity. The transcript is spliced from 2 exons. The record is from RefSeq and is a predicted model, not a curated record.
AUGGACGCCGCCGCCCGCAUGCGCGCCUUCGCGGCGUCGACCACGAUGCCCCUCGUCGACUUCUUCGCACAGCAGGACGGGCCCCAUGCUCUUGGAGGGAUCGUCUCUUUCCGCGCGCAGCUCGCGGAGCGCCUGACCGCCUCACUCGUGGGCUUGGCACCCACUGCGGCGUACCUGGGCAAGUCGCCCGGGGUGUACGAGUUCAUCCGCACGACGCUCAGCAUUCGCAUGCAUGGCGCGGAGAACGCGCACGACUUCAAGGAGGGCCCUGGGGUGGAAGGUCAGACAAUCGGCCAGCACAUCUCGCUCAUCCACGAGGCGAUCCGGGAUGUGAAGAUGCAGGACGUCGUAGUUGGCUUGUUCACUUGA